Molecule: messenger RNA, 1869 nt
Organism: Adineta steineri
Lineage: Eukaryota; Metazoa; Rotifera; Eurotatoria; Adinetida; Adinetidae
Source: the annotation of a GenBank genome assembly
AUGUCUAAUACAAAUUUUUUAUUGGAUCUUUUUGAAUAUAUUCCACCUUCCCAUGUUGCUUUAUUCUUACGUCUUAUUCGACUGUAUCCAAUGAAUAUUGUCGAUAAUUAUUUUAAAAGAGAACAAACCAUUUUGGCUAUUAUUAAUGAAACGACUAAUAGUGACUAUAAAGCUAAUAUUUGGCCAAAAAUAAUGUCGAUUAGUCGUAUACCAGAAUUAGUUGACCAAGUGUUACUUAGCAACGAGAAUGAACGUUUAUUAUCAGCAAUUGAAAAAUUACAGUGCAGAUUCGAAUUACAACCACAUCGUUUUAGAAUUUAUAAGUUGCUUCCAAUAUCAAAAAUUUGUAUCAUAUGUCAAGGUAUAUUAGGAGAACCAAAAUUUGAUGAAAUUUGCAAUAUUAUCGGUCGAAAUGAUAUAUACAACGGUGUGUUAUAUAAAAAUGAAUGCUGUGAUAUGAUUUAUAAAUAUGGAUAUAUACGUAAUCGACGAACUCGUGAGCGAUUACUUAUACCUGAUGCAAUUUUUAAACAAGAAUUUAUUCAUUUAUUUGAUCGUUUAAUCUAUGAACGUUCACUACUUGUUGCAUUUACUAAUCUUCUUCAUGGAGCCGCAUCAAAUUUUCUAUCAUAUACUAAUGCAACCAAUGCAGAUAUUGAUCAAAAUCGAAAUUUUAAUAAUCAAUUGCCUUUAAAAAAUAAAAUACAUUCAAAAUAUUUUGCUGCAACUUGGAUAUGGUUUGAAAUAUGCCGAUAUCUUUUUUUUAUGACAAAUUUACAUACAAUUCAAAUUCCAGACAUUAUUCAACGAUUGUCUCAUAAUAUGUAUUUUGAGGCUAAUGCUAAUUUUUUUUAUGAGACAUUCAUAAAAUUUUGGUCACGUCAUGGACAAGUCGAAGGUUGUCAGUGUCAAGCUAAAGAUACCUGUAUGCUUAACUUUGUGUUUGAUACACACAUGAAAGCACAUCGUUUAGUCUGUGCAUAUACGUCAUCUUGUGAUGAAUCUGUACUAGAAAUGGACCCUGUGGCUGUCGGCUGCCCUCGUCCUCCACUUCGUUCUACAUCAAGUCUUUUGAAAAAUAUAUCGACUAUUAAUAAAAAUAAAUGCAAGCACUAUUGUGCAGAUCAUUAUAAAUAUGGCUUAGAACCAAAUAUUAUAGAAAACUCAACAAUUACUAAAGCCAAUGAACUCGAACGUAACUCUGAUGAGUUCGAGGACACUGAUCAAUGUACCGUUCAUCGCGAUGAAGAUGAUACACAACACAAACGUCGCACUGCAGGAUUUAUGGCUAUUGUAUCCAAUUGUAAUGUUAUUAUUGGAUGGAAUGAAAGUAUUCGUUCUGAAGGUAUGCGUCGUAAUACUUAUCACUUAUUAAGGUUUCUUCAUCUCGGUGGAAUAUUACCACAAGCAGUUGCUUAUGAUUCAGCAUGUACUUUCCUUGCAUAUUUAAAAAACCAAUAUUGUGUAUCUAUCAUGCCAUCACCUUAUGUUGAUGAAUUGUUACAAAAAAAAUAUUGUAUAGAUCGGUUUCAUCGCAGAAACCACACCCGACCUGAAUGUAAAACAGUUUUGUCAUGUUCUCAUCCAGAUAAUCGACCAUUUUUCGAUGCUGCACUACGAUCUAUCACAUGGCCUUAUUCCAAUAUUUUUUAUUGUCUUAUAUUUCAUCUACGAAAUUGUUCCGAGACACAAAUCUUUCCAGAUAAUCCUUAUCUAGCUGUUAAAUCGAAUAUUCCACCGCCAACUAGUAGCCUAUUUGAAUGGACUCAUAUAAUGGCCUCACAUAAAUAUCAACUGCAGCAGCAGAACCAGGGCGAUUGUCGAAGAGAAGAUGAUGAUAUUGAAGAGACAUACAAUGAAUAUGAAUAG